Molecule: messenger RNA, 453 nt
Organism: Psylliodes chrysocephalus
Lineage: Eukaryota; Metazoa; Arthropoda; Insecta; Coleoptera; Chrysomelidae
Source: the annotation of a GenBank genome assembly
AUGUAUAGUGAUCAAUGUGGAGGGCAGAACAGAAACAUUAAAAUUGCUGCCAUUUGUAAUUUUGUAACAAGUUCCAACCAAUAUAAUAUUGAACAAAUUGACCAGAAAUUUUUAGUGUCCGGUAACUCAUACUUACCGUGCGAUAGAGAUUUUGGGGUCAUUGAAAGAGAAAAACGAUAUCAUGAAAAUAUUUACAUACCCGAUGAUUGGGUGAAAGUCAUAGCAUCUGCAAAGAAGAAACAUCCUAAAUUUCAGAACAUUGAAUUGGAUUUGCUAUAUCCUGAAGGACAAACAAUAGAAAAAAAUAAAAUGAAAGAUUUGCAGUCUCUGUUUCCAUACAUUCCAGAAAUUCAUCAUUCAUUUUAUAAUUUAAAGACCAAUGAGGGUGCCGUAGAUAAUGAUGUCGACUGUGCUUUAGAUGACGAAGUCUUGGAGGCAGUGCCAGAAACCUAA